Molecule: messenger RNA, 1212 nt
Organism: Paraglomus occultum
Lineage: Eukaryota; Fungi; Glomeromycota; Glomeromycetes; Paraglomerales; Paraglomeraceae
Source: the annotation of a GenBank genome assembly
AUGCCAUUGAAUCAGAAAGAAAAAACCAUUCUCAGUGCGAUCAUAACUACUAUACAAACAGUUGCGUCUAUGCAAAAUGUUAAUGAUCAGUUACUUUUCACGACCAUAAUAUUGACUAUGCAAAAAGACGAUGAAAAGUUUGUAAGAACUGAACGCAUUCCAAGACCAAAAUCGAUUGGAUUUUGGACCGAAAUAUUCCCUUACUUAGGUGAUAGUGAUCCAAGAUAUAACUUUAAGUAUCAUUUCCGUAUCAAAAGGACAACAUUUAAUAGAUUAAUUGAAAUUCUACCGGAACAUGAGAAUUACAGACCAUCUGCUUUUAAAAAUCAAAUCCCAAUGCAUAUCCAACUUGGGGUUGUUUUGCACCGACUGGCAAACCCAAUGAGCUAUCGACAACUUGAAUUAUUCUUGGGUGUGAGUGUUGGUUCUGUGGCCAAUUUUACGCGGCGAUUCAUACAGGCUGUUUUAGAUUCCUUGAAAUACAUAAUUCGAUGGCCAAGUGAUAUUGAUCUGCAGUCAGUAAUGGAUGGAUUUGCUCCAGUUGGGCUUAAGCGUCUUCCGAACGUAAUAGGUGCAAUAGACGGCUCUCACAUCCCUAUCAAACAACCACCAACAGUACACCACAAACGUUACAUUAAUAGGAAGAACUUUCACAGUGUUGUUUUAAUGGCAAUUGUUGACGACACUGAGAAAUUUACGUAUGUUUAUUCUGGUCAACCAGGGAGCAUGCAUGAUGCGAGAGUGCUGAGACAAUCGUCAUUCUGGAGAGAUGCUAUCAAUACCCCAUCGAAACACUUUCCAAACGAUUCCUAUAUUUUGGGUGACUCAGCAUUUCCAUUGUUACCCUGGCUUCUUACUCCGUUUAAGGAACCGAUCAGUGGUAGGUUGAGCAGAGCGCAGGCAGAAUAUAACAAAUCUCAUUCAUCUGCUCGGAUGGCAGUUGAAAGAGCAUUUGGAAAGUUAAAGGGUAGGUGGAGAAUACUAAAUAACUCUAUGGAUUUCACUGAUCUUGAGACUAUAGUAGAUGUAAUAGACGUGUGCUGCAUAUUACAUAAUCUUUGUAUAAAUUGUGACGAUUUGUGGGAACAAUGCGAAGAAGAUGAGACAUUUGUUUGUGCUUCUACAGAUAUCUGUAUAGAAAAUGACGCAAGGCUUUUAAUGCAGGCCCGAGAAAAAAGAAAUAGACUAGUCCAUCAAUUGUUCGAGCAAUAA